GACGAUAUUUUCGCGGACGACGUGGCAGACGUGCUACUUGGUCGUUCCGUUUUGUUUGUUUUAUUCCGUGUCACUGCCAGAGAAAUGAAAAUUCAUGUCAAUUUGCAGGGAAGUUGUUAUGGAUUCUCACUUCGAACUGUUACUUUGGUGAUUGGGAUCUUAUCAUUGGCGGGAAAUGUUCGUGUCUUUAGUUACGAAUUACAGAUCGGAGCCGAUAUGGGAACUUUGUCUAAUUUUUUGGUUAUAAUCCCAAUGAUUAUUUCCUCGGCUCUCGUUGUAGUCGUGGCAAUGGAAAAUCGCUUUCCGAAGCUCCUUAUUCCUUGGAUCGUCUUUAGCGUCUUGGAAUUGUUCAUUGUACUUUUUGGGUGUUAUUUAUUUAUGGUUGCUGCCGGUCAAGCAUUUCAGCCUAAAUCAAUUGAGAAAUUCUUUUUCAUUACGAUUGGCGUCCUUUUACUCACAGUCGUCAUUUUAUUCCGCACCUGGUUUGUAGUUUUCAGUUACUACCAUGAACUGAUGUUUGGACCGAAAAAAUAUCCACAGCCCGACGACCUGCCGUUGUAUUACCACUAUGGAUUAUUCAAUUUAUCAACUGUUGCAGUCACUCGAUAGAUAUCAUAUUACCGAAUACAUUAGAUAGAUACGAA
Messenger RNA from Daphnia pulex (common water flea), 644 nucleotides. RefSeq lists its product as uncharacterized. The transcript has 5 exons. Bases 85 to 609 code for a protein of 174 amino acids. The record is from RefSeq and is a predicted model, not a curated record. Lineage: Eukaryota; Metazoa; Arthropoda; Branchiopoda; Diplostraca; Daphniidae.